AUGGCCUCCAAUGAAGUAUCAGGAAAUAACAGCGAGGAUCAAUGCCCUACCGUCGCGCGGAGCGGAUCAUCUAUUUAUGAAGUGCCCGAUGACUUACUCCAGACGGUUUUCCAAUAUCUGAGUGCGACUGACCUGUGUCACGUCACAUCAUGCAGCCGUUGGCUACGCGAUGUAACCAAUCAGGAUUCGCUCUGGCGUUCUCGUUGUCGAAGCAGAGGAUGGGAGCACUACGGCACCACCACGGAUCUGGCCAAGAUAGCCUCUUACAGACCUUCCAAACAAGCAGCUGAUGAUAGUGAAGUAGGAGAAGACAUUGUCAGCUUCCAGGAAGAUAGGAUCGUGACUGGUGACAACACAGCGGGUUUGACCAGCACUUGCAAAUGGAAAGGCGUCUACAUGAGAGCUUACCAUCUAGAUAGCAACUGGGUUACAAAACGGUUUCAUGGCAAUAAUAUUGAUUUGGUAAAGUUGCCUGACUUUCGUCAGGCAGCUUUUGUAGAUGGGGAUCUACUGGCAAUUGGUGUAAGUAAUUACAGUAUCUAUGUUUAUGAUAUUCGGAAAGGCAUCCUUCGGUGCCUUAUUAAUGUUUUGGAGAGGCAUCGCAGCUACACGAUCAAAGACGGCGUUAUGGUGGUGGCUUAUCGACAUAAGUUACGUACAUUCGAUGCAAAGUCUGGGCAUCAGCGAACAUUGAUAGAGGGAUGCCACCACAACCGUCGCUUACCAUUGCUCUUUGACGGUGAAUUGAUCCUUACAUGUCCAAAAGCUAACAGGCACAACGAUAUUUGCGUGUGGGAUAUCCAUGGAGUAAAACAACGAAUUCUCACAGAUGUUAUUAAGAAUCAUGACCCUAUUAGAAAUUGGGAUUAUCGGGACAAGAUGGUGGUGGCUGCCUACACUAAUGCCAACAUUCUCGUGUGGGAUGCGAGGAGCGGAGAGUGUUUGCAUAAACUAUCCUGCGGGAAAUCGCCACUCCUCAAACUCGUGGAUAAUGUUAUCGUUUGCCGUCAGCAUCAACGAAAGAAUAAAGCAACUCAAUUCAUAGAUGAAGGCGGUUAUCGAUGA
Messenger RNA from Patiria miniata (bat star), 1065 nucleotides. Its product is annotated as probable E3 ubiquitin ligase complex SCF subunit sconB. Gene Ontology annotation, molecular function: protein binding. Lineage: Eukaryota; Metazoa; Echinodermata; Asteroidea; Valvatida; Asterinidae. The transcript is spliced from 2 exons. The record is from RefSeq and is a predicted model, not a curated record. Bases 1 to 1065 code for a protein of 354 amino acids.